CCUGGGCCGGCGGCGCUUGUUGUUCAGCGGCGGCGGCCGAGCUCGGCUGUUGCCUCGGGCCUCGCCGCCGCCGGUCCGCACGCGGACAUGGAGCUGGAGGUGCCGGACGAGGCGGAGAGUGCCGAGGCGGGGGCCGUGCCCGCGGAGGCGGCCUGGUCGUCGGACAGCGGGGCGACGUCAGGCUCGGCGCAGAAGAAGUCGGGCUCGUCCGAGGCCCCGUCAAUGACAGGACAGCCCGGCCCUGGCCACGGGAAGAAGCUGGGUCAUCGAGGCGUAGAUGCAUCUGGAGAGACCACCUACAAGAAGACCACCUCGUCCACCCUGAAGGGGGCCAUCCAGCUGGGCAUCGGCUACACCGUGGGCAACCUGAGCUCCAAGCCCGAGCGGGAUGUGCUCAUGCAGGACUUCUACGUGGUGGAGAGCAUCUUCUUCCCCAGUGAAGGCAGCAACCUCACCCCCGCCCACCACUUCCAGGACUUCCGGUUCAAGACCUACGCGCCCGUGGCCUUCCGCUACUUCCGGGAGCUCUUUGGGAUCCGGCCCGACGACUACUUGUACUCCCUGUGCAACGAGCCUCUCAUUGAGCUGUCCAACCCGGGCGCCAGCGGCUCCCUGUUCUACGUCACCAGUGACGACGAGUUCAUCAUCAAGACCGUCAUGCACAAGGAGGCCGAGUUCCUGCAGAAGCUGCUGCCCGGCUACUACAUGAACCUGAACCAGAACCCGCGGACGCUGCUGCCCAAGUUCUACGGGCUGUACUGCGUGCAGUCGGGGGGCAAGAACAUCCGCGUGGUGGUCAUGAACAACGUGCUGCCGCGCGUGGUCAAGAUGCACCUCAAGUUCGACCUCAAGGGCUCCACGUACAAGCGGCGGGCCAGCAGGAAGGAGAAGGAGAAGAGUGCGCCCACCUACAAGGACCUGGACUUCAUGCAGGACAUGCCCGAGGGGCUGCUGCUGGACACCGACACCUUCAGCGCCCUGGUCAAGACGCUGCAGCGGGACUGCUUGGUGCUGGAGAGCUUCAAGAUCAUGGACUACAGCCUGCUGCUCGGCGUGCACAACAUCGACCAGCAGGAGCGGGAGCGGCAGGCCGAGGGCGCYCAGGGCAGCGCGGACGAGAAGCGGCCCGUGGGCCAGAAGGCGCUGUACUCCACGGCCAUGGAGUCCAUCCAGGGUGGGGCUGCCCGCGGCGAGGCCAUCGAGAUGGAUGACACGAUGGGCGGCAUCCCUGCCGUGAAUGGCCGAGGGGAGCGGCUGCUGCUGCACGUGGGCAUCAUCGACAUCCUGCAGUCCUACAGGUUCAUCAAGAAGCUGGAGCACACCUGGAAGGCCCUGGUCCACGACGGGGACACGGUGUCCGUCCACCGCCCCAGCUUCUACGCAGAGCGCUUCUUCAAGUUCAUGAGCAACACCGUCUUUCGGAAGAACUCCUCUCUCAAGUCCUCACCUUCCAAGAAGGGCCGAGGGGCCUUGCUGGCCGUGAAGCCCCUGGGGCCCAGUGCCGCCUUCUCCGCCAGCCAGAUCCCCAGUGAGCGGGAGGACGGGCAGUAUGACCUGCGGGGCGCCCGCAGCUACCCCACGCUGGAGGACGAAGGUCGGCCUGACCUCCUGCCCUGCACGCCACCCUCUUUUGAGGAGGCCACCACAGCCUCCAUCGCCACGACCCUGUCAUCCACCUCCCUCUCCAUCCCUGAGCGGUCCCCCUCAGAGUCCUCGGAGCAGCCUCGGUACAGGCGGCGCACGCAGUCCUCUGGACAGGAUGGCCGGCCCCAGCAGGAGCCGCACGUGGAGGAGGACCUGCAGCAGAUCACGGUGCAGGUGGAGCCUGCGUGCGGCGUGGAGAUGGCCGUCCCCAAGGAGGAGGACGCGGGGGUGGAGGCCUCCUUGGCCGGUGCAUCUGCCACCACCGUGGAGGUGGAGACGGCCAGCCAGGCCUCGGAGCCCGCCAGCCAGGCCUCGGACGAGGAGGACACGCCUGCGGCGGACAUCUACUUCUUCACCGAUGGGAGGUACUGGAUUUACUCUCCCCGCCAUCGCCGACUGCGGGCCGUGAUGCCGAGCCCCUCGGGGACUCCCACCGACGAGAGGAGCUGGGUGUACUCCCCGCUUCACUAUAGCGCGCAGGCCCAGCCCGCCCCCGAUGGCGGCGGCGGCGGCGGCAGCGGCAACAACACAGUAAGUGGCCGGUGGCCGCCGGCCCAGGCCGAGCCCAGGCGGCCGAGAGGUCAGCUGGGGAAGCAGGCGGGCGGGAGGGUGCAGUACCCGGCCUGGCAGCCCUGGGGCCAGGCGUGGUCAGGUGGGGUAGGGCCCACACAGGGGCCCGUGGGUGGCACGGGUGGGUGGCUGCAGCACCCCUCACCCGCCCCCGCUCUUGCAGUAAUCUCUAUGCAGCCCCCAACCUGGAGCCGAGCGCCCAGAGCGCCCACGCCGCGUGCUGCUCAGAGGCGUCACCUACCCCCCGAGGCCUGGAGCCCGGAGACCUGGCCCAACCUCAUCCUCCUUCGUCCUCCGGGGACACUGAUGGCCGAGCCCCUCCCCACCCCGACAGCUCUGGGCCACCUGGCGACCUGGGGCGUGGCGCCUGGUGACCAGCUGCACCCACAGGACGACGACCCCCAGAGCGUCACCGUGUAUUUAUUUUGGUCCUCACUCCGCACAGGACGGAAGCACCUGCGUGCUUUUUUAGAGAAAAAAAAAAGAAACAAACAGGAAGAGAUCCACCGCUGCUCUGCGGCCCGCGUGCCGGCCCGUCUGCCACGCCAGGGACCGGCCCAGCUGCCCAGAGCCCACACUCCGUCUCAGCCCGGCGGCCUGCGGAGGAGACCCGUGGCUGAGAGGGCAAAGGCCACUGUCUUUGCGGGUCCUGAGGCCACCCCGUCCUCACCUGGAAGCAGGAUCCCCCUCCCUCGGCCCAGGUGGGGGCCCUUGCGAGGCACAACAUCCCUCAGCAGUGGCCUUCACACCUGUCUCCAGCCACUAGGAGGGACGGCCCGAGACUGGGCGUCCAGCAAGAAGGUGGCAACCCAGACCUGGCACUGGGAGCCCCCACAGCUGCUCCCUCCUGGCGGAGCCCAGGGCCGGGGCCAGGUGGAGGGGGGACUGGCUGUCCCUGCCCAGCUCACUGGUGCCAGUGGAGAGGACCCCCUGGGGACACACCCCUUCAAAACAGUGUCCAGCUUUGGGAGGAGAGCCAGCCAGACCUCCGGUCACUGGGCACCACGGCUGGCAUCCCAGUGGGGGCCAGGCUGUGCUCAGGCCUGCAUGGCACGUGGGGGCACAUGGGCCCCAGGGGGGUGACCCUCUUCAGGGAUGGCCAUGCAUGUCUCCACUUGUCAUCUCCAGCAGGGACACCUGCUCCUAGGGGGACAGUGACYCCAGAGCCCCAUUGGGCAGUCACCUGGGCCCCGCUGUGUCUAGAGGGGGCAGGUUGGAGCCACCACUGCCUCCCACAGGACCCCUGGAGGGGCGUGUUGGGGUGGCAGGGCCUCGGUGGGCGCAGGGGGAGUGGACCUGCUGCAGAGGCCGCUCUGGCCCUCGCAGGGCAGAACGGCACAGGGACCAGUCCACCCGGGAAUGUGAAAGCCCGACCCAUCACCUGGCGCCUCCCUGGCCGCUGCUCAGGCCCUCCCGGUCCCCCCUGCAGCAAUGGCAGGGACCCGGCCAUCUCACGACCCUCACCUGGUGGCUGAUGCAGGGGCUCAGAGACCCCAUCAGGAGGGGCCUAUCUGGGGUCCCCAGUACCCGCCCGUCUCUGCCYAAGGAGGGUUUGUUCAGACAGAGCGUCCUUGGUCCCUGCCCAUCCUCGUGAAGGACACCCCGCAGAGAUCACAAGGGUCAUUUAGGAUCUGGGUGACUUGCAGGCACAGCUGCGUUGUCACUGCACCUGGGUCCCCAGGAGCCUUGGGCCUGGGGAUCGGAGGCCACGGGUGCUGGUGCGGCCACAGCAGGAGAGACUCGGAAGACCCCACAGAGUUCCGUUUUUGUGUUAAGUGUCACAAAGAACCCCUUGGAGAUCUGUGUGGUGUAGUGUUUUCUCCCUUUUGGGGACUGUCAAGCAGAUGUUAAAGUGCCCCUCUGAGCUUGUCAAGAGCCAUGUUUGCUUGUGAUUUGGGGGGCUGGGGAGCCAAGGCCUGUUUCUGAUGCUGGGCGCACUCCUGGCCUCCUCAGACUCCCCGAGAGGAAGGCACUGGGCUCACCGGCCGCCUCCCCUCCCAGGAGGUCUGUAAAUACUGUCGUGAUCUGCUGCCCGGCUCGGCCCUCUGAUGGCUACUACUGCUCAGGCUGUGUCUGGUGUCCGGAUGCAGCUGUGAAUCAUAAAGAACUCGGAGGCCGACAAGGUGGAGACUCCCACAAGUCCUCUUCCAGCCUCUGUCCUUCUAAGCCAUUCCAAUGCGUCCCUGUGCACCCCACACCUGGCUCAGUGCAAUACUCCUGUCCCCAUGGGGUCCCAUGCCAUGGUACUCUCGCCGCAGCCCCUCGGUCCCCACCCCAGGACAACAUCCCCCCUCUUUUUCUCUGGUGGUUGAAAACUGCGUCCCCUGACCCUGCCCCGUCUUGUUUUUAUGGCCGAGCCAAUUCCAAAACAACUGCAAACCUUGUGUGUCUUAGCUGUCACCGGGGGUUCCCUGUCCUCAGCCCCUGUGGUCUGGUGUGUGACAAUCCAGAGCAUGGCUUCCCCUGGCACUGACAAGGAGGCCGUGUCCCUCCGACCCAGAGCGCGGGGUGCCUCUGACAGUGCGGCUGCUGCUGGCCCCAGAUAGCACUUGUACGCAGCUCGGGCCCCACCCCCACCACCCCCCCUUUUUAUGUUGAGGAUAUUCUAAUAAAUCGGGUAUAAACAUCGACCUGCCUCUGCUGCCACUCUGUGGGCUCUGCGGUUUGGCUGGGGGUUAGAGACCACUGAAUCGCAGCCAAAGGAAACGUCUGUGAGAUUUUAACAAUAGUGAGACCCACCUGUCAUCCCACUGACCCCAGAGGCUGAGGCAGGAGGGUCCCUUGAGCCCUGCCGUCUGGGGCCAGCCUGGGCAACACAGUGAGACCCCGAUAGGUGAACAGGUGUGACCUCCUCUGCACUCCAGUUCUGCUCAGAAAACACUUCCAAGCCUGCCUUUGUCACCCAGGAGUCCCAGCUCAAAGGAACAGACCCCACCCCAGAGUCUUCAUUCCUUCUUCCAGAGUUGACCCAAGGAAGUGAAAUAUGGAUCUCUUUGGGAGGAAAAUGAUUCUCUAAAAUUGAGAGACUGCCCUGAAGGCAGGCCCUGGCUGUAAGCAAGCCCUGGGAAUGCUGGUUGGUUGCAGAGGUGGACUUGGAAAGAGCAGGGCUCCGGUGAGAUGGACACAGAGGUCUCUCGUUUUCUUCCUGGCCUCCAAUAAUAGCACGUUCUGCUGAGGAUGUCRCUUGGGUACAAUGCCCCAUAUGUGCAAACCCGGGUCUGCAAACAGGAAGAAGAUGGGCUCUCGGGGGCACAUCUGCGUGUUUCAGAACUGGAGACCAGGGCUCCUCCCGUUGGGCCCAUCCUGUCACCUCCCGUCCCGUGGCCUUUGGCAGGACCACUAUCAGGAGCAAGAGGAGCGGGUCCUGGGUUCCUUUGGAGGAGCAGAGCACACACAGGAGUGUUGAGAGCACAACCCAGUCAAGAUGGCGCCUGGCAUUUUGCCAGAAGGAGUGGUGGAGGGGUAGCGCCAGCGAGCCAUUAAGAUGAUGAUGGUUGAGUUGAGCUGAGUAUAAUUAUUGGGAUGAUGACUGAUUGCUGUAACUGGAUGAUGAUAAAUUGAAGCAAGCUGUGUAUUCAG
This is a messenger RNA of Urocitellus parryii (Arctic ground squirrel), 5793 nucleotides long. It is a transcript of the gene Pip5k1c, whose product is annotated as phosphatidylinositol-4-phosphate 5-kinase type 1 gamma. Gene Ontology annotation, cellular component: plasma membrane. The record is from RefSeq and is a predicted model, not a curated record. Gene Ontology annotation, molecular function: 1-phosphatidylinositol-4-phosphate 5-kinase activity. Gene Ontology annotation, biological process: phosphatidylinositol phosphate biosynthetic process. NCBI's taxonomy places the organism in Eukaryota, Metazoa, Chordata, Mammalia, Rodentia, Sciuridae.